CCUAUAUAUAUACACGUCCUGCGUCGUGCACGAAACUAGACACACUUUUUUCUGCCGCUGCAGCAUUAACAAAACCGCGGAUCUAUCAACAACCGAUAUCGCGAUUGUUUACGUUUCCCAAAUUUUCAACACUUGCGUUGCUAGUUCAAAAUAUCAGUCGGACACGAUGACUGCUAACGUCAAGACGGUAGUGCAGGAGUAUUUUACAGCUACAACGAGUGUUGUGGUACCGAUCAAGGAAAAGGUAGUUGAAGAAAAAUUGGAGUUGAGGAUACUGACUUUGGAAGAGAUUUCUUGGCAUGAUAACGAGUGUGAUUGCUGGGUGGUCAUCUACGAUCGGGUUUAUGACGUCACGAAUUUUUUGGAGGAGAAACCCAUUUCCUUAGACAUGGCUCGAAAUUUAAAUGAAUAUGGUACAUUCAAAAAGCCUGUUUCGUCUAGAGAAAAGGAAUCUUUGAAGGAAACUCAGAAAACCGUUUUACAAGCAGUUGCUGAGAAUUCCGAGAUAUGA
Molecule: messenger RNA, 511 nt
Organism: Acanthoscelides obtectus
Lineage: Eukaryota; Metazoa; Arthropoda; Insecta; Coleoptera; Chrysomelidae
Source: the annotation of a GenBank genome assembly